Nannospalax galili (Upper Galilee mountains blind mole rat) is the source of this 2182-nucleotide messenger RNA. RefSeq names its product glucosamine-6-phosphate deaminase 2 (gene Gnpda2). The record is from RefSeq and is a predicted model, not a curated record. Gene Ontology annotation, biological process: N-acetylneuraminate catabolic process; N-acetylglucosamine catabolic process; carbohydrate metabolic process. The transcript has 8 exons. NCBI's taxonomy places the organism in Eukaryota, Metazoa, Chordata, Mammalia, Rodentia, Spalacidae. Gene Ontology annotation, molecular function: glucosamine-6-phosphate deaminase activity; identical protein binding. Bases 298 to 1128 code for a protein of 276 amino acids. Gene Ontology annotation, cellular component: cytoplasm.
UCCUUGUUGCUCACCUGCUGGGGUCGCUGGCGGGUUGCUGGGUGUUGCUAGUUCCAGCUGCUCGGCGUCAGGAGAGCCGGUAAGCUCCGCCGCCCAUCUUAGAAUAACCUACAUUUGUACAGAUUUCUUGAACUCCAUUUCAAAAUUUGUUGGAACACUGUCCAGGGAGAGGGAGAGGAGCGUGAGUCUGCUUUUAACACGUAUCCUAAGUGAUUCCCAGCGGAUAAGGCAUAUUUGAAACAUGGGUCUUUGUAUCAGGUUUGAACAGCUUGUGCUGAAAACUGUGCAUCACCAAUAAUGAGGCUUGUAAUUCUUGAUAACUAUGACUUGGCCAGUGAAUGGGCAGCCAAAUACAUCUGCAAUCGUAUCAUUCAGUUCAAACCUGGACAGGACAGAUAUUUUAUACUGGGCUUACCAACAGGGAGCACACCUUUAGGAUGCUAUAAAAAACUAAUAGAGUAUCACAAGAGUGGAAACCUUUCCUUUAAAUAUGUGAAGACUUUUAAUAUGGAUGAAUAUGUAGGACUUCCGAGAAAUCAUCCUGAAAGCUACCAUUCUUAUAUGUGGAAUAACUUUUUUAAGCAUAUUGACAUAGAUCCAAAUAAUGCUCAUAUCCUUGAUGGGAAUGCUGCGGAUUUGCAAGCAGAGUGUGAUGCAUUUGAAAAGAAAAUAAAAGAAGCUGGAGGAAUAGAUCUUUUUGUUGGAGGAAUAGGUCCAGAUGGUCAUAUCGCUUUCAACGAGCCAGGAUCCAGUUUAGUAUCAAGAACAAGAUUAAAGACUUUGGCAAUGGACACCAUUUUGGCAAAUGCUAAAUAUUUUGAUGGCGAUUUAGCAAAAGUGCCAACUAUGGCUCUAACUGUUGGUGUGGGGACAGUGAUGGAUGCUAGAGAGGUGAUGAUCCUCAUAACAGGGGCACAUAAGGCAUUUGCCCUGUAUAAAGCAAUAGAAGAAGGAGUCAAUCACAUGUGGACUGUUUCAGCUUUCCAGCAGCAUCCCCGAACUAUUUUUGUAUGUGAUGAAGAUGCUACUUUAGAACUUAGAGUUAAAACUGUGAAAUACUUUAAAGGUUUAAUGCAUGUACACAAUAAACUUGUGGACCCACUAUACAGUAUGAAAGAAGGGAAAUGAAGAGACUGGAACAGAAUUCUGCUUGAAAGAACACUUACUAGAUAAAAUUUCAGUUAUGCAAUAUGAUAAACAUGGAAAAUUUGAAGGCUGUCAUUUUAAAAAUCCACUAUCUGUUAAGCAUUCCAUACUCGAAUGUUUAUUCACAUUAGAUCUUAGAAGGACUUGGCUCUCAAAAUUGGUUGUCUGUUUAUUGUAUGGUAUAAAGCUAUGCAGCCACCUGUAGAACAUAGCAACAAAAAGUCUGCAUUUUAAAAGAGUCUUCACAUCGGGUAACACCAGUGACAGGAUCUCUUGUGACACAGGUUUAUUUUAUUACAAGAGGAUACUCCACGCCUUUCAGAUAUCAAACUACUAUCAUUGUAGACCUUUACUUUUGGAAUAUAUAUUUUUGUGCAUCACACAUGCUUUUCUGCACGUAGUGGCCUUAGUCAUCUUUCUGCAGCAGCAUCUGCACAUCAGAAAUUCUGUUUAUUAAUCAAGGAAAUCGGAAGAGACGACAGUGCCUAAAGUACAGUUUACAUCCUUUCAGAAAGUAUGUGCAAGUGCAUGCUUUUGUGCACCUUCUUUUCUUCUAUGAUACAUUUCUACAAAUAUGUUUAUUUUUAUUUAAUGACCUGAGCUCAUGUCCUUACUACAGAGAAGUAUCUUAGCAAUUAUGAGCUUUGUGCUGAGCAGAAAAUUUAAGGAAAUCCUUUUGAAGGACAUUUUCUGAUUACUGUUAAAUUUUAUAGAUUGGUUUUUAUUAUGUAUAAAAUGUCUAAAAAGAUAUGAAUUAUAUAAAAUUUAUGGUAAACUUUUAAAUUGUAACUUGCAUAAUUAAAUUGCAAAUAAAAGUAUAUUGUUUUCUACCUUUAAUGCAAAUAAAGCUACAAAUUUUCUAAACUUUAUUUCUAGAAGCGAAAUAACAUGCAUUGGUGAGGCUCCAACAAUUAAUAGAGCCUGUGACUCUGCAUCCACUUUUGAUCUGUCACCAACCAGUUACGAGUCUGAACCUAGUAAGAAUUUUAAAUUAAAUAAAAAUUAAUAAAACCAUUAAUGUUGCUUUAAUUCCAAA